CGCACAGUACCGUGCACACAACAAGAGAGCACACAGUCGAUCCAAAGCCGUCGAGCGUGAUGGCUCGAAUCAGUUGCCUGCUGCUGGCCGCUGUCGUGGUGGCAACCACGGCCGCCGCCGCUGCUGCUGGAGGAGGCGGGAGCGUCCUGGACAAGCCCAUCUCUGCGCUGAGGCCCGACGUGGUGGUCGACAAGGCAGGAGGUGGCGGCGCGGUGACCACUGUUGGCGAGGCGUUGCAGCGUUUGGAGAGAAGGGUCAAGGGAGCGGCCGAGUACUUCAUCAUCUAUAUCAAGCAGGGCAUAUAUGACGAGCACCUCGUCAUAGAGGCUCCCAAGGUUGUCCUGAUUGGGGACGGCAUGGAGAAGACAAUCAUCACCGGCAGCUUGUGCAACAAGACGGGGCAGACUCUGCAUGAGUCAGCCACACUGACGGCAACCGAAGAUGCCCACGGAUUCAUGGCGCGCGACAUCGGCAUCCACAACACGGCGGGUGCUGCUGACUCCAAACAGGCGGUCGCGCUCUUCUCCGACUCAAACCAUUCCGUCUUCUACAGAUGCGACAUCAAGGGCUUCCAAGACACACUCCUAGCCAACCAGCAUCUCCAUAGUUCUACCGCGACUGCCACAUCUCCGGCACGGUCGACUUCAUCUUUGGGAAUGCGGCGGCCAUGUUCCAAAACUGCAACAUCUAACCUCGCCGUCCGGCGGACCCCCGAAGCCACGACGUGAUCACGGCGCAGGGCCGAGAAGAGCAUGGCGGCAGCUCCGGGUUCGUGUUCCAGAACUGCAGCAUCACUUCUUCGCCGGCACCCCAGGAGGGCCUCGCCGGCAUCCAGACAUUCCUCGGUCGGCCAUGGAAACACCACGCGCGGGUGGUUUUCAUGGCCUGCUCCAUCGACUCAAUCAUCCACGCGGAUGGUUGGGUGUCGUGGAAUAGGUCCGAAGGCGCAAAGCCGACGCCGCCGUCCGGACAGGAUUCACACAUCUACUACGGCGAGUACAAGAACCAUGGAGGCGGGGCCAGCGUCGCUCACCGCGUCGACUGGGACGGGUUCCACAUUAUCCAGUCGGACGAAGAGGCGAAACAGUUCACCGCGCGGAAGUUCAUCCACGGCGGCGACUGGCUCCCGGAGACAGGUGUUGACUACUACCUCGGCCUCAACUAGCCCUGCCUGCCACUCUACACAUCCUGCGCAGUUUGAUCUCGGGCCACCUGUGUGUGUGUGUGUCUUGUUCGUACGUGCCUUUCGUUGUAUGGCUCUUCCUCAUCGAUCUGCUGAUGCGCGCGCGCGUGUGUCUGGAGUGCACCGGAUCUGUUCUGGCGGCCAACUAGCUAGCUUGACGCUAGCACAUCCAACUAGUUGGCCAAAUAAGAUACUAUUCCACUCCCGAGUAGAGUGGUUGUUAGUAGUAGUAGUAGUUAAUAGUAGGCUGCAGCGAUGCAGCCAGCAGUAGCACGUACAUCACUCACUAGGGAGUAUGUAUGGAUCGAUCGAUGUGAUGUCUCUCUUCUCUUCUGUAUGUCUGUCUGUCUGUUUGUUUGUUUGUAAUGUAUGUGCAAGUGUUUGUCCGUUGGUAA
This is a messenger RNA of Lolium perenne, 1578 nucleotides long. Its product is annotated as putative pectinesterase/pectinesterase inhibitor 38. The record is from RefSeq and is a predicted model, not a curated record. Gene Ontology annotation, biological process: cell wall modification. NCBI's taxonomy places the organism in Eukaryota, Viridiplantae, Streptophyta, Magnoliopsida, Poales, Poaceae. Gene Ontology annotation, molecular function: pectinesterase activity.